This is a messenger RNA of Clonostachys rhizophaga, 6378 nucleotides long. NCBI's taxonomy places the organism in Eukaryota, Fungi, Ascomycota, Sordariomycetes, Hypocreales, Bionectriaceae. The record is from the annotation of a GenBank genome assembly.
AUGAUAGGUAUACGCAACAGCAUUAACAGAAGACGCAGACGUAAUAACUCCAACCCUUCUGUCAAGUCAGACACCGUCGAAGAACAUCCCCAACCACCACCCCGAACGCCUCCCCGCAGCAGCGCAAUGGAGGCCAUCCGCGGCUUGUCCGACUCCCUCACCGGAAAAAGCCAUAACAAGACUCAUGAGCGUGCCGUAGUCAGCGUCAAUGAGGCCAGUCCCUCCAUCUCAGACGAUGAUGCUGAGGCGGACCAGACCUUUGCGACUGACAUCACGGCGCCCUCCUUGGCCGACGGAGACACGAACGGCUCCUUAGGGGCAAACAACAAAAUCAAAUCUCUGGACUACUUCCACCGGGUCAAAGACGUGUUCAAAAGCGUGACGAAGAAGAUUGUCCGCAUUGAUGAAUACGAUGAGUCCUUUGUCAGGGAGACUGACUUGCAUGUCUACCUUCAAUACAUCUCUGAUGAACGACUCAUCCAUAUGCCCCGUCGGGGCAGUGAUUGGGACCGUGUUCUGGGAGCUGCCCAGUUCUUCGGCCUGCAGAUCUGGUCCUUUGGAGACAAGAUCAACGCCUUUGUCCCUGGCGCAAAGGAUUCUGCGGCAGCGGCGCUGGCCAGUUGCCAGAUCCUUCUGGAGCUCGGCCAUGGUCAAGCUCAAGCUCUGCUGCCCACAUUCAUUGCUCUGUACGAGCUUGCAAUGCUUCUGUGCACCGUCGGACAGAUCCGGGGUUUGGAGCACAUGCCUCCCGUCAUCAAGGAGGACGCCGCCUCCCUGUUCUGUGACCUGGUCGGUCUGACUGGCAGCAUCGCCAUUCACUACCGCGAGAAGAUCACUGCCUACCGCUCCGGUGCCAAGGUCAAGAUCAACUUUGACACCACUUUCGGGAAGCAGAUCACCGCCAUUUGGGACGGCAAGGAGCAGCUCCAAGAUCACAUCUGGACAUCCAAGUUGGGACGCAAGCGCUUCUCCUUCACCGUCCCAGCUCUCAGGGCCAAGCUCCAGUCGCCCACUGAGGUGUCAUCCGUUCGAGGUACCCUCUACGACGAGGUUCUCGAGAGUCUUGAACGCUCCGAGGACACGUGCUACUGGAUCAAACAUGAAAUCGUGCAGUUCUUCAACAGCAAUGAACAGGUUCUCAGUGUCACUGGCCCCGCUGGUUCGGGCAAGUCGAUACUGGCUGAGUGGGUUCAAGAGCGUCUCACUCGACCCCUUGACCAGAAGCAUUAUAUUGUUCUUGACUACACCUUCCCAUUCGACUCGCCAGUGGAUGCCAACUCUCUUGCUUGUAUCAAGAGUCUGAUCAACCAACUCUUGGAUCGCAGUGUGGGCGAUGUUGCUCUAUUUGCCCAAUUGGUGCAUGCUUUUGAAGAAUUCGCUGCCCACCAGUCUACCCAACAGCUCGAAGCCGCUCUAUGGAAGGCAUUCCGAAGUGGUCUCCAAGCCGCGGAGCGUGGGGGGGCAACCAUUGUCAUUAUUGUCGAUGGCUGCGAUGAGAUCGCAUUCCACACUACUCUGCGCACCAGCGCCUCCAAGCUUCCCCACGUCCGUGUGAUUACUUUCUCACGGCCUGUCUCUCACCUCAGUGAUGGUUGCAAGCACAUCGUCAUUACCCAGCAAGAGGUCAAGGAGGAUAUCAAAGCUCAUCUCUGGGAAAACCUCUCCAAGGUAGAGUACUUCCACAGCAAGCUUGAUGUUGGUGCCAGGGAGGCCCUCGUCGACGAGCUCGCAGAGAAGUCAAAGGGUAAUUUCCUUUGGGCCUUCUUCGCCGGGCGCCUCCUCCAGGGCGCCACGCUUGAGAACUACACAACGGUCAAGCACAACAUCAGCUCGGAUGUGAAGAAGUUGCUGCCAGCUCUCGUCGGCCAUACCCGCCUCAAGGAUGAUACUCUACGCCACCUCUUGUCCUUCAUGGUUGUUGCCAGCCGUCCUCUGACGAUCCAAGAGGCUGCCGAACUUCUGGCGACUAACACGACCAAGAGGGAGAUAGAGAAGCAGACACUGGACCUCAUCAAGUUCAUCCCCGAGAAGUGCGGCGACGUGGUCGUCCUUCACGGCGGCCGCCUGCACUUCCGCAGCUCCUUGGUCCUCUCCUUCCUCCAGGAGCAGAUGGGCCAUACAUUGCUGUCGGUUCGGGAAGCUCACUUGCAGCUUGCUUCGAAACUUCUUCUCUAUGCCAGGCUCCACCUGGAGAGUGACCGAGAACCUUUGAUUGACGAUCUAGAUGAGUCGGUUGUGGAAAAGCUGCUUGGCUCCCACCAUCUACUUCUAUAUGUGGUACAGAACUGGACUGUGCACUUCAAAGCAGCAGGUCUGGUUGGCACUGGCGGCGAGAUUACUCUUCCUAAGGGCUUUGCAGACCUGUUCCCCCAUACCGUCACCUUCUCGCUCCUGGAGAGGACCUGCUGGGACCGACUCUAUACGCACCAGGAUGUAGUUGGCGUCCACGAGCUUGCCCUCAAGAUUAGAGAGACGACAUUUGGCGAGAAGCACCUCACCGUGCUCCAGGGCCUCAUCACCCUGGGUCAUGCCCACCGCAGAAUCUCCGCCACUUCCACUCAUGGCGGCGCCACAUACUUGGUGCGAGCUGUCAGGCUUGGCCAGGUCGUGCUAUCCGAGUACAGCGCUAUUGUUGCAGCCUGCACAAGCCUCUUCCUGUCCUGGACGGAGACUUUGGUUAUUACACAGCGAACGGAGAUUGUGACUUACCGCGAGGAGAUGAUCCGUGUUAUGAUCAAGAUCUGCAAGCAGAAGCACGGCCAGAGUAGUGAUCAGGUGAUUUUCUGGUACGAGGCUCUCGCCAAGCUCUACGUCGAGAUCAAAGAAGUGCAGAAUGCCACGAUUGUCUACCGAGAACUGUAUGAGAUUGUCAUCAUUCGCCAUGGCAAGAAGUCUACCAAGGCUCGGCAGAUUGGUAAUGUCUUUGGUACUCUGGACGUUGUUCUCAAGGGCGAGGAUGCCGCCAAGGACACGAAGGAGCUCGAGGUGCUCAUUUUCGAGACGAAUGAUGACAUGGAGGUGACUGACCAGCUCUGCAUCUCCAUGAUGAUCCGCCUUGCUCAGUCAUACAUCUCAUGCGGGAAGCUCUUCCUCGCCGAGCGUCUCUACGUCAGCCUCUGGCGCCGCGUGUCGGCUAUGUGCAUUGCCGGUGCACGUAUUGAGGUUCACAUUGCCAAGAUCCAGAUUGCCCUCGAGUAUGUCAAGUUCUUACGCAAGGUCGACCGCUCUGUAGAGGCCAGCAAUAUUUUGAUAUGCCUCUGGGCUGAAUAUGAGCAUCACACCUUUGAGUCCGAGAUCCUGAUUAUCUGGCUUCGCGAGAUCGGAACUGUUUGUAGGUCCUUUGGACUUCUGACCAUCUCUGCCUCGAUUCUGACCAAAGUUUGGGGGUGGUUCAAGAGCAAGGGCAAGACUAAGAGCGAGGAGGCCCAGCGCACAACUGUCCUCAUCACCCAAGUCGUUGAAGAAAUCACUGAAACCACAAUAACGAAGAAGACGACUAAGAUUACGACCACUGAGGUGACUGAGACAGUUGUGAGGGAGAUUUUUGAGCUCCAAUACACACGAUGCAAGACCACGACUGUAGAUCGCGAGUUCUUCUCGGCAUGUCUGGCGAUUAUUGGGCUUUACAUCCAGAAUGAGAAUUGGUCCGAGGCUGAGGUCAUCAUCAAGAGGACCCUCGAGAUUUCCUGGAAGGCGAUGCUGAGCGCCGACAUCAAGAUCAGUCUCGGUCAGAGCUCGACCAAGGAGUCUAUCGCUGUGGCUCGCCGCCUUGCACUCUGCUACCACCGCCAGGGCCUUUUGGAGCAAGCUGAGCAGACCUAUCUCCGAAUCUACUACGCUUGCCUCCAGUCGAUCGGCAAGAUUGAUCAGGUAUACACCACAGAGGCUAUCCAAGCCCUCAUCGAUUUCUACGAAGGACUCCAUCGACAUGAGAGAGUGACACAAAUUUAUGUCGAGGUCUUGGAGGUGUAUCGUAAGCAGUAUGGGCAUAACAGCCACUUGGUAAUCCAGCUGAUGUACAAGCUUGCCGCCCAGCACGAGAUGCUUGGACACCACACAGAAGCCUACAAGCAAUAUCUCGAGAUCGUGACGAUCUUGAACAAGGGGAUCAAGUACUGCCACCAAGACGCUGUCAAGGCGGCCCUCUUCCUCUGCCGCCACUACCACACGCGCAAGAUGUGGACUGGUCUGCGGGAGAUUUGCGGCGUGGUUUGGGAGACAAUCUUGCACCAUCGCGAGAAGUGCAGCCACCUGGAGAUUGAGGUCAUCUCCGAGAUCUAUGAAAAGUACGCAUAUGUGCUCGAGUUCCAUGCCAAGGUUGAAUUCUCAGUCCUCUACCAGGUGACCGUCCAGUACAAGGAGGUUGUGACGGUGAUCUCAGGAGGCGACUCCAACUCCAAGGCUGUUCUGCUGGCGCUGAUUACCCUUGCCAAGAUCUGUGAGAAGCAUGAGAGCCACUACCACGAGUCUGUCAAGAUUUACGAGGAAGUGCUUACGAAGACAACAACUACCAAGACCACUGAGACGAUCAUUACUGAGACGACGGUGCACACAAUCAAGAAGCGCCUGUCCAAGAUGUAUGUCACCAUUAUCACGUCGGGUAAGGGAGGCCCAGCAACCCCGGCCACGGUUGAGCGUGCCAUCGCUGUCUGCUUUGAGGCGUACGUCCAGCUCAAGGUGGAGUAUGGCGUCUGGCAUGAGGUUACCCUCCUCAAGCUCAAGGAUCUGGUCAUCUUGUACCAAAAGGUCAAUUCUCAGCAUAUCAGAAUCAUUGAGCUGUUGCAGCAGUCUGUUGUUGAGAUCAUCACUACGCUGACGGUCACUACGACUCUCUUUGCCGCUGCCACCACCCUGGCAGGCAUCUACACCAGUGUUGGCUUGGUGAACAAGGGUCAAGAGCUGCUCCAGCAGUUGCGCCACCUGAUCAUCUUCCGAGGCGGCUGGACCACCACGGAGAUCACGCUGAAGAUUGAUGCGCAGCUGAGCAAGGUUGUGUUCGCCUUUCUGAUCGCUUUCGAGCAGGGGCUCCUAGGAAAGGGCAAGACCAUCUCGCACUCUGAGAUGAUGGCUGAUAUUCUCUUCGAGUCUCUCUUGUUUGUCGAAUACUCCCGAGUCAUCGAGAAGGAGACCAAGCUCGAGGUCAUUCUUGAAGCUGGAGCCAAGCUCCGUAUCUUCUGGGAAGAGCACAAGCGCACCCAGCUUCUGGAAAUACUUGACAAGAAGCUUCUGCAACUGUUCAGAGCUCAGUACGCCGCCGAGUUCAAGACAGUUGGAGAGGAAUACGUCCGCACUUUCUACCUCGCCAUCCUGCUGGAGCUUGGAAAGGACCAGCGCGCCUCCGAGAUUGACUUCCCUGCUCUGGCAUGCAAGGCCGGCAACAAUAAGGUGAGAGCGCUCCUCGAGGCUGGUGAGUUCCGACAGGGACACCAGGUCGGCCGCGCCGUAUUCCAGCUGGCUAUCAAGCACCGCAUCUUCCACUACACGCGCUACUUCCACAUCGGCUACAAGCUUGCCGAGCUGCUGGCGGGCAUCGAUGUAGCACACCCCAAGGAGCCGGAGCUUAGCAAGGCGAUGAAGCAGACCUCAAGCGAUAUCAUGAGAGACGUCCUGGCUACAGCGUACAAGGAGGGCGUGGACUUUGCCGAUCUCAAGUUCGAGGACUUGUCUGGUCUGAUCCGCCUGCUCGGCGCCCAGGGUAACUUCACAACCCUCGAGGAGCUGCUCUCCAAGCUCUGGGACAGACGCGAGGAGCUGCAGAGGUCGAGGAACUGGUCCCCAAUCAUGGUCCUGCGCGUCGGCAACUUGCUCGUCCACGCCCAGCAGAACAGCAAGAAGACGGCCGCCGCCAUCAACACGGCCGAGCUUCUAUACUACAACAUCAGACGUGGACGUGGACGACUGGACCCGGACACCUUGGCCGUCUCGAUGCUCCUCGCCAGCCUUUAUGUCUCUAGUGGAAGGGUCGCCAGCGCCAUGGACGUGCAUGAGACCGUCCUCCGCGAGGUCUCGUUCGUCUCCCUGGAGCACUACUCGAGCGAGCGCCGCGCCGCCAUCAUCGCCGACACGAAGCUCCAGCUCGAGCGGCUGAGGGAGGCGCACGUCCGCACGGGCGGCAAGGCGCGACCCGUGGCGGAGCUCAAGGACCUGUACGACCGCCUCAACCAGAACCUGAAGCUGGAGCUGCCGGCGUUCGAGAAGUGGAUCGAGAUUGGCAACAGCAACAAGACGGUGCAGAACGCGAACUACAUGUCCCUGCUUGACUGGGCCAUUGGGAAGGAUACGACCAAGUACAUCAGGGCGAAGAAGUGGCCUUAUAGGCGGAACAAGGUCGAGGAUGACCUGGCGAAGGAGACAACGCAGUGGUGGCUGGUGCAUUGA